CCAAAGGCUAUCCUGGAAGGUGACAUUUACAUAUUUGGUUGCCUGGGGAUUGUAUGGACGACCGUCUCAAUUGGGUUUGAAGCAACAGGUGUCGCGAAAAAGCGUGAAAAGGACGAAACGGCUAAACAGGACAAGGACGAGAUCACAAACAUGAAAAGUGUUCCAUUUUGCCGUAUCUUGACGUCGGGGGCUGUAUGGGCCUUAUUUCUGUUACACGUAUUGUUUUACACUUGGGACCCAAACUUGCUUCCACUCUACUUCAACCAAAGCUUUGGCACGAAGGUUGAACUGGCGGGAGUCCUAGCUGGGAUUCCAAUACUAGCAUUUGGAGCCUUAGAGCCGGUGUUCGCUUUGUUGGGAAACUUCCUCUGCAAGUAUGUCACAACAACUGUCGCGCGAAAGGCCAUGGCUGUCACUGCUUGUCUCUGCACUUCUGGAUGCCUUGUCGUGGCGGCCUAUACCACCAACUUUGCCGUGGCAGCCUGUUUCGUCGCCGUAAGCUUUGGAUGUUCAGCAGCGAGGGUAGCGGUUGCCGAUGCCAACGCCUUUGACAUCGCACCUCGAUACGCCAGCGUGAUAUCUGGGCUCUGCCGAGUUUUGUGUCGUAUCGUGGGGCUGACCUUCCCACUGUUAGUGGCAGCACUCACAAAGGAUAAGACGUUUGAGGAAUGGUCCAACGUAGUCCUGAUGAAUGCCUGUGUGUUUGCGGUGGUCGCCCUCUUCUUUGGAGUCUUCGGGAGCGGGAAGGAACAACCUUGGGCCGCGGUGCCAUCGCAAGGUCAAAAUGGCGACGGAAUCCAACAGGCUGGCAGUAUUAACGGUGAAAAAGAUGAUGAGAUACGACCGCUAGUCCUCAAAUGAAAACACGAGGAUUUUUGACAUAGUUCGUCUCGAAAGCUUCCUGAAGCUAAUUGAACUUUAGUUGUGUGUGUGUGUUGUUUAAAUUUUUGUCAAAAAUAUGUCAACACCACAACAUGUUAACUUCUUUCAAGACCAGGAUUCUUUGCACUGAAUGCUAAUGUCAAGAUAGAACUACUUUUGUACCAUUUUUAAACGAAAUCCCGGCUCGGAAAAGUCUGCCUUCGCACGCCGCCUUCAAAAAACGGAAUUUGAUUCUUCACUAUUGCAAUCACAGUGGAUACAAAUCUUCCAAAAUUCACCGCUUGAUCUCUUGUCAUCGAUAGCCAAAAAUCUAAAGGCGACAUCAAGUGAGCUUUAUUUUAGGACAGUUAAUAGUUUAUAGUUUAAUAGAGGUGUAUAAGAAUGAAAAAUCAAUAAACACUCAAUAUAAAUGUAAUUAUAUUAUAUAAUUGUAUAAAAUGUUCUUACACUCCAAGAAACUCAUACAUAGAUAUCAUUACACAAAAGACUGAGCUUGUUACCACAACGUUAAUCGAUCGCUCACUAGCUAUAAGGGGCGACCAACAAAUUUUUGACCUCAACCAGAUAAAUGGUGCACAACUAAAAUUGUGUUCUUUCAUUCAGGCAACAUGCAAUGUUAUUCAACUCAAAGAGAGUGUCACUUGAGAACUUUGGUUCUUAGCAUUUCGAUAAUUCAUUCCGUUGACUCAGAACAUCAGUCAUUUAUACCUGAAGACUACAAUGUAUUCAUGUAAAUAAUCUUGAUGUACAUGUAUGACAUUUUGUGAGCUUGCUCAUUGUUGUUUCAAUAAAAUCUAAUGAAAA
This is a messenger RNA of Branchiostoma floridae (Florida lancelet), 1686 nucleotides long. RefSeq names its product vesicular glutamate transporter 1-like. Gene Ontology annotation, biological process: synaptic transmission, glutamatergic; regulation of synapse structure or activity; monoatomic anion transport. The transcript has 7 exons. The coding region runs from base 151 to 861 and encodes 236 amino acids. The record is from RefSeq and is a predicted model, not a curated record. Gene Ontology annotation, cellular component: excitatory synapse; synaptic vesicle membrane. NCBI's taxonomy places the organism in Eukaryota, Metazoa, Chordata, Leptocardii, Amphioxiformes, Branchiostomatidae. Gene Ontology annotation, molecular function: neurotransmitter transmembrane transporter activity; L-glutamate transmembrane transporter activity.